Messenger RNA from Puccinia triticina, 561 nucleotides. RefSeq lists its product as uncharacterized. NCBI's taxonomy places the organism in Eukaryota, Fungi, Basidiomycota, Pucciniomycetes, Pucciniales, Pucciniaceae. The coding region runs from base 1 to 561 and encodes 186 amino acids. The record is from RefSeq and is a predicted model, not a curated record. The transcript is spliced from 2 exons.
AUGGCCGGCAACGCCAAAUCAGUGAUGGUUUCAUCAUACAGUCAUUCCCUUUCCACCGAAUCUAUCCGCUCUCUAUCAUUGAUUGAUCUAAAGUUUAUUUUCUGGUUAUCAGCCGAGACACGGCCAGGGCACCCCACCCCUACAGCGCCCCGCCAGUGGGACACCGAGACUAACGGGGACUGGGAGCUCAACGACCUCGAGCUUAACGGGGACUUGGAGCUCAACGACAUCGAGAUUAACGGAGCCUUGGUCAACAUGGCUCUCGGCCUAACCCCUACCACCGCCACAUCUCCUCGUGCUCCAACUACCACUGCCCCUCCUCGUCGUGUUCCAACCACCAACCCGCCUCAAUUGCCUCCCAUUUUCCCACUGCCACCCAUUCGUCUUUCAUCUCUAUACAACGCCACUCUCCCCCUCUCCAAUCCUCCCUUUCUUCCUCGUCCUCCACCACCAUCCCGCCGCCGCAACGGAAUGAUCAUCCUGAUACCUACAGCCCUUCCGCAAGAGCUGAGGGACAUCCAACUCGAUGCAGCUAUGACCCAAGAUGAUGACUCAACUUGA